Sardina pilchardus (European sardine) is the source of this 1946-nucleotide messenger RNA. Its product is annotated as peroxiredoxin-like 2A. NCBI's taxonomy places the organism in Eukaryota, Metazoa, Chordata, Actinopteri, Clupeiformes, Clupeidae. Gene Ontology annotation, molecular function: antioxidant activity. The record is from RefSeq and is a predicted model, not a curated record. The transcript is spliced from 7 exons.
AAGGCUACUUAGGAAACACGCACUGUACAGAGAACCUGCAGAUUUCAGUCGCUGAAGAAGAACUAACGGGCUGAGGGUACACACACACACACAUUUCAGUGUUUGAAGAGGUGGGGCAACAACCCCAACCCCACUGUGGCGUCUCUCACAAUGUCACUCAUACCAGCACUAUCCAGGUGCCCAGGGCCCUGGUGGACUAGAAGACUCCAUAACCUCCAUGGCGGCCCUCUGGUUGUGCAGAGCGCCUCUAAAAUGACAACCAGGUCGGCAUCAGAGUUGGCGCUGCCAUCCUCAAUAAUGCGUAGGCCUGCUGCCCCCACGCUUCAAAGCCUCGCCAAGCUCGUCGGCGUUCCACAGAAGAAGGUUGUUCAGGUGCCUGUAAAGAGGUUUUUGGUAGCUGGCUGGCCAGUGGAAGUCCCAGGACGCUUUCUCCACCUUGAGCCGAGAGCGUUUGGUGACGGUGUCCGCGCACGAGGGCUGCGGGCCUUCUCCUCGUCUGCAAAGCUGUGCGCGACUCCUCCAGGCUGCACCUGCGGGAAGCUGAAUGCAACCCCAGACGGCCAAAGCGAUAAAUGCCCAGUCCAUGUUUCACGAAGAGCUGUACCUGCUGGCCUGGAAGAGGCUCAGCUUGCUAUGGGUGUUUGGACAGUUGGAUUGGGAGCAAUCGGUGCAGCGGUCAUCGGAAUCAUCCUCGCCAACACUGACAUUCUGGUGGCCAACACGGCGAUGGCUUCUUUGGAAUACCUGGAGGAUGCCGAUCUGAAGAGCACCACAGAUGACUCUCCAAGCUUCAAGGCUAAAAAUCUGUGGGAGAAGUCUGGUGCGGUGAUCAUGGCAGUUCGGCGGCCUGGAUGAUUUUUGUGCAGAGAGGAGGCUUCUGAGCUGUCCUCUCUGAAGCCCCAGCUUGAGGAGCUUGGGGUCCCUCUCUAUGCCGUUGUGAAGGAGAACAUCGACACAGAGAUCCAGGACUUCAGACCGCACUUCGCUGGGGACAUCUAUCUGGAUGAGAAGAAAUCGUUCUAUGGUCAGGAGCCGAGGAGUAUGGGUGGGAUGGGCAUGUUGCGUUGGGGAGUGUUGCAGAACUUCAAGCGAGCCUGGAGUGCAGGUUACAAGGGCAACAUGAAGGGAGAGGGCUUCAUCUUGGGUGGAGUGUACGUCAUAGGAUCAGGAAAGCAGGGCAUACUUCUUGAACACCAGGAGAAGGAGUUUGGGGAUAAGGUCGACAUUGCUUCUGUCUUAGAGGCAGCUAAGAAAGUUGUGGUUGAGAAAUAGAGUAAAGUAUGGACCCCAGGAAUACCUAGUACUGUAUGAACAAAAAACAAGAUAUCUAGGAUGAACACAGUUAGUUAUGUGGACCUGUUUGAUGAAGGAAAGUUUUCUUAUCUGAUUUUGGAGGGAAAAUGUACACUCAGCGACACAUGUAUGCACAUUAUUUAAUCUUAACAUGGUGUCUACCUCCAUGUUUAAGUCCUAGUUAUGGAGCCAAAGGGAUCACUGUGUCAUCUCCAACUGCCCUUGUAUGUUAUAACAUGCACUUACAGUACUACUGAGGUAUUGUUAAGUAAAGGACGUCAAUCAUGCAGUUUGUCACCCAUUGCCGUUUCCCUUCAGGCUUAAAUGGCAAUUGGUGACACGACCACAUGAUUUGUUGUCCCGUUUAGACUUAAACUGCAUUUUAUGAGCCAAUCUCAAGCAUCUGCUGUUUCCUCCAUGGACCUGCACUCCUGGGCGACUGCGCUGCUGCCACUGCUUGCUGUCGGGCCUCGCCCAGCUGUGUGAUAAUGAUAGCUUGCCCGGAAACUCCAGCAGGAGGGGGCAGGCUUGAGAACCGACACAGCUGGGCACUUCUCAGCACGCAGGCAGGUGCCAGCGCAGUUGCCAGGGCUGUGGCAGGUGUGUAUGUGAUCACUACUGCUCAACGAUAAAUAAAAACAAACCUCAGUAAA